AGGAAAAACUUUUAGGGGGUGAGCAAAGUAGCAUAUAAAAUGGGCCACCGCAUGAGUCCAUUCAAUGAUUUGAUUAUUGAUUUCUUCCCCAAACUUCUGUUCCUUUAACCUUAAUUACCUAGCUUAAUUAGCUUCCUCCUCAUCCUCAUAACAUUUUUUUAAAAGAACAAAAAAAAUUUGGUUGAUGGAUAGAGGCAAAGAGUUGGUGGUGGCGAUGGGAUCAUCAUCCGGCGGCGGCGGAGGAGGAGAGAGCGGUCCGGCGACACCAAGCCGCUACGAGUCACAAAAGCGUCGGGACUGGAACACGUUCGGGCAGUACCUGAGGAACCAGAGGCCGCCGGUGGCGGUGUCGCACUGUAGCAGCAACCACGUCCUCGACUUCCUCCGGUACCUCGACCAGUUCGGGAAGACCAAGGUCCACUUACAAGGCUGCGUGUUUUACGGGCAGCCGGAGCCGCCCGCUCCCUGCACCUGCCCGCUCAAGCAGGCCUGGGGCAGCCUCGACGCCCUCAUCGGCCGCCUCCGCGCCGCCUACGAGGAGAACGGCGGCACCCCGGAGACCAACCCCUUUGCCAGCGGCGCCAUCCGCUUGUACCUCAGGGAAGUGAAGGAUUGUCAGUCAAAGGCGCGUGGGAUUCCGUACAAGAAGAAGAAGAAGAAGGUGGCGAUCUCCGGCAUGGCUCCGCCGGCGAUCUCCGCCGCCGACGACUUCGAGUCAUCUUCUUCCGCGCCAUUUUCUUGAUAUUAAACGAAGAAGGAAAAGAAAAACCACCGGCACACAGUUGCAGCAAUUCAAGGAUCCUGCGAUACAGUAUGUGAAGAUGCCGGAGCUGAUUUGAUGAAAAAAAAGAUUUAUAUGUAAUUUAUUUUGUCACUAAAACUUCUCAAUUAAUUUUCCGGCCAUCAAUUCUACUGCGGAGUAUGUAAUAAUACCUGGGCGUUAUUCAUAGUCGUUCAUACCUUUUUCAUCACUCUGAGUUCUUGUCUUUAAGCGGAUCAGAGAAGUCAAUGAAGCUUCAAGUAUCGG
Messenger RNA from Cuscuta campestris, 1027 nucleotides. The record is from the annotation of a GenBank genome assembly. Lineage: Eukaryota; Viridiplantae; Streptophyta; Magnoliopsida; Solanales; Convolvulaceae.